Molecule: messenger RNA, 708 nt
Organism: Oryzias latipes (Japanese medaka)
Lineage: Eukaryota; Metazoa; Chordata; Actinopteri; Beloniformes; Adrianichthyidae
Gene: ucn2
Product: urocortin 2
Biological process (GO): cellular response to nutrient levels; hormone-mediated signaling pathway; digestion
Cellular component (GO): extracellular region
Molecular function (GO): hormone activity; corticotropin-releasing hormone receptor 2 binding
Source: RefSeq, marked provisional
CUGCCAGAGGAGGGAGAAGUGCCUUUUUGACAACUUUUCCCAGUGGAAGCACUGAACGGUCCCGACCAUGAGAAGUGUGUGUUUUUGCUUCUGUCUGGCUCUGCUGCUGCCUCGGUGCAUCCAGAGCCAGAGGAGCCGUCCAGCUUUCGCCCAGCUGGAUGAAGACACUCAGAGGGACGUGCUGGCCGUCGACAUCUUAAACCGGAGCGGAGUGCUGAACUCGCUGCUCCGGUCGGAGCAUCACCUGGUGUUCAGGCGAGCGCGACCUCCACGGCCCGCCUCCCAGGUGCCAAAGAGAGCCCAGCAGGGGUCACGCUUUGCCCUGUCCCUCGACGUGCCCACCAGCAUCCUCAGCGUCCUCAUAGACCUCGCCAAGAACCAGGACAUGAGGACGAAGGCGGCAGCCAAUGCAGAACUGAUGGCCCGAAUUGGCAAAAGGAAAUGAAAUCAGUCCCGAAGGCAGAAAGAGCGACAGUCAGAGAUCAGUAUCUGUCCGUUAGAGCUUAGAGCCGUUUUGUGCUUAGUUACCGAUUCUACAUCCAAGCCGACUCUUCAAGCAUCAACAGACGCAAAGAUGUGAAACACUGAACUCCGCAAACAACGCGCAGCAAAUAAAGACAGAUGCCGGUCUUUUUGUUCCGACUGAUGAUGCACCACAAGGUCAGGCGGUUUGAAAAUGUGUCUCUUUUGUUUGCAUGCAUGACUGUC